This is a messenger RNA of Plodia interpunctella (Indianmeal moth), 675 nucleotides long. It is a transcript of the gene RpL35A, whose product is annotated as Ribosomal protein L35A. Gene Ontology annotation, biological process: cytoplasmic translation; ribosomal large subunit biogenesis. The coding region runs from base 158 to 634 and encodes 158 amino acids. The transcript has 4 exons. The record is from RefSeq and is a predicted model, not a curated record. Gene Ontology annotation, cellular component: ribosome; cytosolic large ribosomal subunit. Gene Ontology annotation, molecular function: structural constituent of ribosome. Lineage: Eukaryota; Metazoa; Arthropoda; Insecta; Lepidoptera; Pyralidae.
AAUUCAUGAUUAGUUGGGAAAAUGAGUCUGUUCAUUUUAUUUUUAUCAAUUUGGUAAUCAUAAUAAAAAUAAAAGGCGAGGACCGAAGAGAGCCAUAUUUUUAACUAGCAACACCGAAGUCCGUUCUUUCAUUUCCAAAAGUAAAAUAAGACUCGCAAUGGCUGACGCGCCGUCAACUGCGCCUAAGGCGAAAGCGCCUAAAACAAAGGCCCCCAAAGAGAAGCCAGCCAAGACCGCCCCGGCUGCCCCUGCAGAGCCCCCGAAGGCGGUUCGCAAAGUAUCUUCAAAGCCUCGUCACGGACGACUGUAUGCUAAGGCAGUGUUCACAGGAUACAAACGUGGACUCCGUAACCAGCACGAAAACACAGCUCUCCUCAAGAUUGAAGGUGCCCGCAACCGCUUAGAUGCUGAUUUCUAUGCUGGCAAAAAGUGUGUAUAUGUAUACCGUGCCAAGAAGAGGACACCCAUCGCCGGUGGCCCCAAAGGCAAGAAGACCAAGCUGCGUGCGAUCUGGGGCAAAGUGACCCGGCCCCAUGGUAGCUCUGGCAGCGUCCGUGCCCGCUUCAAGUCCAACCUGCCCGCUCAUGCUAUGGGACACAGGAUACGAGUGAUGCUGUAUCCUUCCAGGAUCUAAAAUCCUGUUAUAUUAUAAGCUAAAUAAACACAUAAAAAACA